UUCACAACAACUGUUGACCGUAUUCUUGCGCUAGUUAGAGCCAAUCAGGCUCAUCUUCAUUUAGAACUGCAACAACGAUCAGUGGAGUUCUCACGACUUUUGGAUUGUGGUGAUCUGAAGUAUGGACUUCUUGAGCGAAUGCCUGUGAUCACCCACAACUCGUUAAAUGCCGCAGCAGCGCCAAUAGAAGACGGACCUAGUCUUAUUGAAGAUGCCCAGCCAGCUCCUGCCGCUGCUGUACCAACCUCGAAUGUUGACUUGCUUGAUCAGUUGGCUGGACUUGGGGAGCCAGUACCCACUCCUGUAAAGACUAGCACAAAUAACGACCUAUUCGAUCUCAUGGGUGGAACCACUGCUCCAACAAUAUCUGCCACAAACUCCAUCGUUGACGGAAACUUGAUAGGAGCACUUUCUUCGAUGUCUGUUUCGAAUCCCAUUCCACCAGCAGCUACAGCCCCGGUUGCUGAUCCAUUUGACUUGCUUGCUGGUUUUGGCAGUACAGCUGCUGCUGCUCCAGUUGCUACUAUGGCUCCUGUUGCUGAACGCGUCGUUGCCUUAAACAGUAGUGGUAUCGAAGCCCAUAUUAUGGUUUUGGGAGGAGGAUGGUCUGGAGACACUGUCCAAAUGCAGGUCGAGAUCACGAACAAUACACCUGUGCAAGUGCAAGACUUCGCUUUUCAAGCGGCUGUCACUAAGGCAUUCACAAUCGAAUUGCAAACACCUUCUUCUACAACAUUGGAGCCAAUGGGCGGUUCUGUCAUCACCCAAACAGUGAAAAUUACGAGGACGUCCCAUGGGCAUCCGGUAAGGUUUCCUUUAUGGAAAGAAUUGAAUAUAAUUUUAAUGAAGGUGACGUGUUGCGUUUUGAGUUUCUUGUUAUUCCUUACCGAUGUUCUUUGCCUUUUCAUUUUCUAAAC
Molecule: messenger RNA, 917 nt
Organism: Strongylus vulgaris
Lineage: Eukaryota; Metazoa; Nematoda; Chromadorea; Rhabditida; Strongylidae
Source: the annotation of a GenBank genome assembly